This is a messenger RNA of Phascolarctos cinereus (koala), 5216 nucleotides long. It is a transcript of the gene HYCC1, whose product is annotated as hyccin PI4KA lipid kinase complex subunit 1. The record is from RefSeq and is a predicted model, not a curated record. Gene Ontology annotation, biological process: protein localization to plasma membrane; phosphatidylinositol phosphate biosynthetic process. NCBI's taxonomy places the organism in Eukaryota, Metazoa, Chordata, Mammalia, Diprotodontia, Phascolarctidae. Gene Ontology annotation, cellular component: plasma membrane.
GAGAAGGGGUAAGGGUCGAGGAGGAGGGCGGGCCGGAGCCGCUGCGACGGAGAUCCCCCGGGCUCGGGGCGCUGCUCUGGAACUGACCUUGAUGAAGUGUGAAGUUCCUUCUAGCUCCAAGAUUGUGUGUUUCCAUAGCCAAGAGUACCAGCCAGCUGUGUUUCAUGUCUUUUGACAAAAUGAUGGAUUUUAAAGAGAAGUUUCCUCAGCUGUAAAAUGAGCUAGAGAAGGAAAUGGCAAGCUGCUCCAGUAUUUCUGUGAAGAAAACCCAAAAGUGGGGUCAUGAAGAGUUGGACAUGAGUGAAACGACUGAACAGCAGCAAAGAAGAGAAUUACUGCAGAGGAGAGUACAAAGAUAGGUGAAAGGCUUUGAACAGAUGUGGAAAGAUGUUGACGACAGAGAAAGGGGUUGUGGAGGAAUGGUUGUCAGAAUUCAAGACACUACCAGAAACAUCUCUAUCAGAGUAUGCUGAAAAUUUAAAAGAUAAGAGUACUUUGGUUUCAUCUUUAUAUAAAGUUAUCCAGGAGCCGCAAAGUGAUUUGCUCGAACCUGUGUGUCACCAGCUCUUUGAGUUCUACAGAAGUGGAGAAAAAAAGCUUCUACUCUUCACGCUGCAGUUUCUUCCAGAGCUGAUGUGGUGCUACCUGACCGUGUCUGCCACCUGGAAGCGGCACAGCACGGGCUGCAUCGAAGCUCUCCUUUUAGGCGUUUACAACUUGGAAAUAGUUGACAAACAGGGACAUAACAAAGUGUUGAGUUUUACAAUCCCAUCUUUAUCUAAGCCAUCAGUGUAUCAUGAACCUUCCAGCAUUGGUUCCAUGGCUUUGACAGAAAGUGCUUUAUGCCAGCAUGGUUUAUCAAAAGUUGUUUACAGUGGACCUCAUCCUCAAAGAGAGAUGUUAACAGCUCAGAAUAGGUUUGAAGUGUUGACAUUCCUUUUAUUGUGUUACAAUGCUGCCUUAACCUAUAUGCCCAAUGUUUCUCUUCAGUCGCUGUGUCAAAUUUGUUCAAGAAUCUGCAUUUGUGGAUAUCCUCGACAACACGUAAGAAAAUACAAAGGUAUAAAUAUCAGGAUCCCAAUUUCUUCGGAAUUCAUGGUGCAAAUGUUAACAGGAGUUUAUUUUGCCUUUUAUAAUGGAGAAUGGGAUAUGGCUGAGAUGGCCCUGGAAGAUGUCCUGUACAGAGCCCAGUUGGAAUUGUUCCCUGAACCACUGCUGGUUGCUAAUGCAAUAAAGACUUCAUUGCCUGCAGUUGCCAUGCAAUCUAGUAAGGAGGGUAAAAGAUGCAUUCAGGUUGAAAUUACACCAACUUCAUCGAGAAUAUCCAGAAAUGCUGUAACCAGCAUGUCGAUAAGAGGGCAUAGAUGGAAAAGACAUGGGAAUACAGAUUUAACAGGCCAAGAAGAACUAAUGGAAAUAUCUGAAGCUGAUGAAGGAUUUUAUUCCAGGGCUGCAUCUAGCACCAGCCAGGCUGCCUUAUCAAACACCACCGCCACCAGCAAGACCAGUUUAGGAAAGAAUCCACGAAGGUCCGGAGGAAGCAGAACCGGAGGAAAAGAAAAAGAAGCCUCCGGGGAAUCAGGCAGAGAGCACUCAGGUCGAAAACAAAACCCCAGAGCCCUGAGUGAGAACCUCGAGCUGCUCUCUCUGAAGAGGCUCACUCUGACCACCAGCCAGUCUCUGCCCAAGCCUGGCAGCCACAGCCUGGCCAGGACCGCCACCACCAUCUUCAGCAAGUCUUUUGAACAAGUCAGUGGCAGCAGUGGCACCCACAACCCUGGCACCGCAGGCGGCGGAGGGACGGGGACAGAUGCCAAUAGGUUUUCUGCUUGCAGUCUGCAAGAGGAAAAGCUGAUUUACAUUUCUGAAAGAGCUGAGCCACAGGUUCCAGUUAAACAUCCACCCAGUCAGCAGAGACCUCCUAGCAUCAGCAUCACCCUGUCAGCCGAUUAGCAUCUGAGACAUGUCCCCACAUGAGCAGUGAAUUGGGAGGUUUCCUUUCCUUUUAUGUCCUUCCUCCCUGUUUUUGACAAGAACUCAAAGAUGUCUUAAAUUCUGGAAGUCAGCUGGAAUGGCGGUCAAUGAGUUAAAAUGUAGUUUGGCUUUCCUUAGCUGUGUUCCCUUCUCCCUGGCUCCCUCAGCUUGAGGACAAGCUUGUCGGCUCCCAAGGAAGUCAGGGUGCAGUUCUGGCAGGUUGUCUGAUCGCUUUGGCCACUGCUGUGGGUGAGGCUGCCUCUUUUGGUUGGCUGUAUUUCGACCUUCAACGUAGAGGGAUGUUAUUGGUUGUUGAUAAAAAGGUGAGGCAGUAGUGAAACUCCAGGCAAAACCAUCAGUUAUGAGAGGAACCGUGCAUAUGCAAGGGACAGCAUUGAGGGGAAUCUCAGUCAGGACCAGAGUUCGAUCAGAAGCCUAGGGGCUGGGUGUAUUGUGUAAUAUCAGGGGCCACCCUCAAAGGGGAAUGAAGGUCUUGGCGAUAGCCAGCACCUGGCAUAGAGCCGGAUUCUGCCUGUGUGAUUGCUGGUCCCUUCCCUGUGUUUUCUGCCGCAGGUUUAGCAGGUAAAGCCUCUUUUUGCCAUUUCCUCCAAGUUGUUAAUAGGCCCUGGAGCUGAGGCAGGAUGCGUUUCUCCACUUCUUCUACUUUGGAAAUUCCAGUUAGUUUGAUCCUCUAGUUAGGAGAAUGCCCUUCUGGAGAUGGCUGGAAGGUCACUGUAAAUCUCACAGCAUUCCAGCAAAAGGAAAAGAAAAGAUAUUAAAUGUCAAGAUAACUGUCCAUUUUUACUCUUUUACAGCAUUUAAGUUUCUAUGCAAAUAAGGGAGUUUAGAUGUUAAAAGUUUUACAACUGCACAGUAUCAUGAAAGAAAAUAACGAACAGCAAACUCGAAAAGAACAGAAGACAUUUACAUGGUCAUUGUCAUUUAGCAUUGUCAUCUUUCCUGCUUUGGACCCAUAAAUUUAAAAUCCCCACAUAGGAACAAGUGGUUGCCUUGUGUUUGCUCCUGCCUCCCAUAAAGACUGUUUAUUUUUCAGAUAGUCCUUAUAUUUAUUUGAACAAAGUUACCAAAAUAACCAGUUUCCCCUCGAAGAUUUUUACCUGCUACUCUCUAAAGCCACGUCUAACAAAUAGUAAAAUGUUAUUUACAUAUUUCUUGCUCCCACUUUUCCCCUCCUUAGAUCCAAAGAAAAAUAGACAGUGACUUAAGAUGUUUUCUUUUUAUAAUCUUUCCUUAGGCAUGAGUCAGAAAUAUGAGAAGACCAUGGUGGGGGGGUAUCCAUUAAAGUGUUGAUUUACUUAAACUUAGGUCAGAAGUGAAUCUGUAAAAACCAAAGCAGAAACCUGUGACUCUCAGCUCUGAAUACUACCAAGUUGGGAAUAUUGUCGAGAUUUGUUUUUGGUAGAUUCAGGCAUUAAACUUGGGGUGGGCUCUUUUGGUCUGUGGAGUGGCUAAUGAGCAGAGAGGGGGUGUAGGCCAGGAAAGUUCCUGGUGGUGAAGGAGGGAUUUGUAUCCCUUAGCAAGGAGGUCUGGGUGUCAUUAUAAAUGCAUGGCCAAGAUCGCUGGGGAUUCCCUCCCUGUUCCUAUUCUGUAAGGAAAACAAAGAGUUUCAGGAUUUUUUCCAUAGUUGUCACAGUAUUAAUAUUCUUAAUGAAUUCAUGUCUUUAGUCUUAAUCUCAAGCAGGUUAUUACUUUCGGUGGAGUCUUGCAAGGGAAGGUCAUGUAGAUUACAGAAGCUUUGGUAGUCAGUACCCCAGCCUACAAAGCAUUGAGUAUUCAGGCAGUGCAAGUUGUGGGCCUGACAUCUGUGUUUUCAUCCUGUCAUGAAGCCUUAUUUUGGUGUUAGGAAUAACAGUGCGAAUCAGUUCUAAUGACUAGAGUUCUUUCGCCUUAGAAUUCUCAGUAUUUUUAUCCUAUUAUUUUCAUGGUAUAGCAUGGAAAAAUUAUUUGUUAGUAAAACAGGAAAAUGUUAGCAUGGAGGAUCCCUGAGGGUGUGAAGACAAAGCAGUUCUCACUUCACUGGGAGAUUCAAGAGAACAUCAUACAGUUUCUCUGAGGUGCUAGGAAGAAUGGGCUUUACCUGCCACCACAGAGAACUCAGGGGUCCUGGUGGGCUGGGGCAGAAGGAAAUAAGAGGAGUUUAAGCUAAGGUGGGAGAAGGCUGAUUCCUGGAGACUCCUCAUCUUGGAAUCCUGGCUGAAGGAUUUUGGAGAAGCAGUUUUCUUUAUCCUUUUCAAUUAUGAAACAUUUGUCAGACAUUACUCAUUUCUUAAACAUUAACUUGAAACGUUUUAAGUAAAAGGAAACAUGUAUUUGAACCCAAACAGUUAAGCUCUAUCCCAGUUUUAAGGGAUUACAUAUUCUUUGGAAAAACAAAAUGAAAGCAUUAGCACUGUUCGGUUUUAUUAGUAUGUGGAGCAGAAGACAUAUUGCAGCUGUAAAGACUUAAAGUGACUGAGUAUUGAGAAAGUGAUGCAGUCUGAUAUUUGAAUUUAGCAGCCAGCCUAAAGCUCCACUUAGUGGAAGGGCAAGACUUGCAGAGAGAUGUUCUCAUUGAGAGUUUGCAAAAUUUGUAUCUUCUCAGCUGCUCCUUGGAACGUUUUUCGUGGCUUAGAAAUCUCAGCACACGCGUAGAGAGGUAUUUCGUUCUGUGGUCAUUUGUUGGCUUGCAUGUACUCUUGCUAAAGAUAGUAGUUCAUAAAGGAUGUGUGAUAGAGCCUUCCCAGCCAUGGGAAGAAAAAGGAGGACGACUUCUGGUUGGGAUGGAUUUGCUUUCUAGGCUUCCUUAGUAAUAUUGUGCUCAAUACUGUCCAUUAUUCAUAUCAGUAUUAAAAGUACAGUGGGAUUCCCCAUUAGAGAUAUAAAGUAUAUUUUGUCUUUUUGUACUGUGUAACUCUUUUGUAUUUUAUAACUCCGUAUCUACAAAUGCUAUAUGCACCACUGGACAAAGUGGAAAAUGUGUUGUCACUUUUUUAAUAGUAGAGGACCAGUUAGUGCAAGAGUCCACAUACAUCGAUGUGAAGUUUUUAUUUUAUCAGUCAGAUCCGAGAUCCUAUUUCCUAAAACUGCUUUUUCACGUAUAGUUUCUGUUAUGUACCACUUCUCUUGUUGCCUUUCUUCUGAUCAUGUUGUGAUACUAACCUUUUCAUAGUGAUUGUUUUGUUUUUAAUUGUAUACCUAGAAUUUACAUUCCUGAAAAAUAAACCACAAGUUUGAAUACUUUU